Molecule: messenger RNA, 3843 nt
Organism: Colletotrichum higginsianum IMI 349063
Lineage: Eukaryota; Fungi; Ascomycota; Sordariomycetes; Glomerellales; Glomerellaceae
Product: SNF2 super family protein
Exons: 9
Coding region: 1-3843 (1280 amino acids)
Molecular function (GO): ATP-dependent chromatin remodeler activity; ATP binding
Source: RefSeq, a predicted model, not a curated record
AUGUCAUUGCCUCCGGAUGCCGAUGCUCUAGAGAAGCCUGUUCGUCGACCGAACGGACCUUCCUUUCCUGGGGAGGAUGAUGAGUCAGAUGGCGAUGAGUCGCGGGGCUUGAACGCCCGGAGAAGAGCAAAUCACAACCAGGCUCAAGCACCCGACCUGUUCGAUGAGUCGGUCGAAGACACGAUCAGCCAGAUGCGCGGCGAACAUGGGCCAGGCAACAUCGAGCCCGCUGUUCGCCCAUCGCUGUCUUCUGAGUCACGCGAGCUUUUUGUUGCAGAAGGAGAACAGGUCGAUGGAUCCCUGUCCGCGAACAACAUCACGAAGGUCAAGUCCGAACCUGACAAUGAAGAUGACGGCGAUUUCAUGAUCAUCGAACAGACAGAUGCCUCUUUUCAGGCUCAGAAGCAAUGGUCUCGUUCUCCCCCGUCCAUCAUCGAUCUUACUGACGUGCCCGAGAAGGAGCUUGUGAUCAAGACGGAGCCCACAGUCAAGAAAGAGCUCGUGGACCCUAUCAAUCCCGCUCUCCUUGCUUUGAGCGGCCAGUCAGACAUCGAAGCACUUGAGGCAAGGAAUCGUGAGCUUCAAUCAAAAGCAGUACAAGGUGCUCUAAGCAACGACGAAGUUUCCGAGAUGGUAUCGGUCAUCACUCAGCUCAGCCAAGCGCGAACUUUGGCCCAUACCAACGGCAACGCAACGGCAUCCGCCAGCAACGCCUCGCCUGCUUCCGACAAUCAUCAACCAGCAUCUGGUCAAGAAACCCAAAAGAAACCGAAACAGAAGAGAAAACCUCGUGUCAAGACUGCCGCAGAGUAUUGGGCACGGAGAGAGGAGGAUGACCGAGAAAGAGAGGCCAAAGGCCUCAAGCGAAAGGGAAUCUAUAACAGCAGCAGCUCGAGCAAGGCCAAAAAAACAAAGGCUUCGCAGGGCACCGACAGUGACCCUUACGACGAAGAGAUUGAACGUCAAAUCGACGCCGUCUUCCAGCAGCGCGAUGCUAUCCAGGACCGAGCAGACCGGGGUGACUUGCCUGCUGCACCGACUAUCACAGCAACUAGAAAAGAAGACCAGUUGAAGCAGAUGAGGGAAGCUGCGCCGGAGUACUUCCAUCCCAAAUUUCUAAACUUUCAGAGGUUUGAGCUUUCAGAGGCUACAAAGUCUUGGGGCUAUCGUGCCGUUCGAUGCAUGAACGGCCUAUGGCAAGUCAGGGGCCUGAACACCCCGAUGAUGAAUCACCAGCUCAUUGUCGGCGCUUGGAUGCUCGGUCGAGAGUUGCGAGAAACGCCAAACAUGCCAAGAGGGGGCAUCUUGGCCGACGCAAUGGGUCUUGGGAAGACGAUUGAGGCACUUUCUUGCAUCGUGGGCAACCAGGCCUCGGAGAGCCUCAAGGAUGCCGGCAAAGGAGCAACACUGGUGAUUUGUCCGUCGGGGCAAAUGAUUGGCCAGUGGAUGUCCGAGGUCAAAAAGCACUGCGACAAGAGAUUUGCGAAAAACAUUGUGCACUUCAAGGCCGGCAACAAGAUGGAUAUUGACCUCCUGGCAUCCUUCAACAUUGUUUUCGCAAGCUUCCACCAGCUCAGAGAUAGCAUUCCUUCGGUCAAGAACAGAGAGGCAAAGAGGAACCAGCUCACAGAUCAAGUGAAGUAUGACAAGUGGGUGGAGGAGGAGACGGGUGACCUUCACCGCAUCGAGUGGCAUCGAGUUGUCCUCGAUGAGGCCCAUUCCAUCAAGAACCAUUUGACGCACUGUGAGUCCAAUUCAUGUCGUAUUUGUGUACUUAAUCGUGCUGACAGCGACGGAAACAAAGCGGCGUUUGCGUGCUAUGAGCUGAAGGCCAAGCACCGUUGGGCGGUGAGCGGAACGCCCCUCAUCAACGGUAGCGAUGAGUUUUUCUCAUAUUUGAAGUUCAUCAAAUACGAUGGCAUUGAUGACUUUACUGGGUAUCUUCAGGAGUAUCGAGACGGCGAAAAAGGUCGAAAGAAACACAACAAGCUUAUACACGAAGUCAUGUACAGAAGGACCCAAGGCGACUUCUUCCUUGGCCAACCAAUCUUGGAUCUGCCAAAUACGCACCCCACGCACCAGUACCUGAUGCUGUCGGCUGAAGAGACAGUAGUCUUUCGUAUGAUGGAGAGAUGCUUUAGACGCAAGCUCAACCAGGAUUUCGAAGACGGUAGUGCUACCAGUCAAAUCAGAUGCUAUCUGGUCAUGCUGCUCCGCCUUCGACAGGCCGCAACUCAUCCUUACUUGCUCGAGGGCAUGAUGGGAGAGUAUUUCUCUCUGAAAGACUUGCAAAUCACCAAGGAAAGACUGGAGGCACUCAGGGGUCGUGCCACCGUCUACAGCCAAAUUGGCCCGUGGACUAAGAGGCACCAAAUGCCGAAUCAACGUAUGCAUGAGGUUUUCGAAGCAGCAGAGAAACGUCGACAAGAUCGACUGCAAAGUGACCGCAAGGAGGUUUUGGAGGCACAAUACAGCCGGAUUCGUCUUUCAGACGACCAAAAUGAGGCGCAACCGAGCGACAAUCAGGAAGCCAUUGUGGAAAACGACAACAUAAUGGCCAUCGGCAAUGAUCCCGACGAGGUGAAUAGCCAGGAUGAGGUGGAAGAAGACGAGGAUGGCAUGGUUCCGCAGAACUACAGAAAUCCUGGUGAACAGGACAAAGUCAGCGACGACGACACAGCUCCAAUCGCCGAACACGAGGAACCACCGCUUCAGCCUUUCGGUCGUAGCAACUUUGGUUUGUUCUUCGACAUGGUGAAGCAGCUAGAGUAUCUCGAAAGGUUGAAAGAGCUUGAGACUGCCGUGUGCGUUGCAUGCGAGGCUCGACCGGCGGUCGUUCCAGUCAAGGGACGGUGCGGCUGCAUCUUUUGCGGUAACUGCGCAGUGGCCCAUUUAGCUCAGAAGGUAUUCCAUAAGGGAAGAAAUUGCCCCAAGUGUCGCCGAAUUAUUGGCAUCCCAAAGUCCUAUCAAGCCUUCAACGACCACGACGAGGUCGUAAACGAUGCCGGCAUGCCGCGAGAUGACGUCGAUGAAAAGGAGUACUCGCGGGGGUUCGACUACACUGGUUUUCAACAUACGGAAGACGAGAAAAAGGACAAGAAGCCCAUCAGGUUCUUGCAGCUCAGCGACAAGCGGCCCAAUUUGCCUGUCACUCCCAGCGCCAAGAUGACCGCGCUCAAGGAGACCGUCUUGAGAUGGCAGGCGGAAGCUCCUGACGACAAGAUCAUCAUCUUUAGUCAGUUCAACGUUGUCAUGAAGAUCAUUGGUCGCAUGCUGGAGUCGGAAGGCAUCUGCUUUGCCUACCUCAGCGGCAAGCAGAACACGGAGCAGCGCAACAAGGCCGUCGACGAGUUCCAGAACGGCGACAAGGUCAAGGUCCUCAUCGUAUCGCUGCGCGCAGGGGGUCAAUGUCUCAAUCUCACGCGUGGAAACCGAGUCAUUCUCAUGGAGCUCUGGUGGAAUCAUGGCGUCGAGCAGCAGGCGUUUGCCCGCGUCUUCCGCAUCGGCCAGAUCAAGGAAACCCACUUUGUGCGAUUCAUCGUCAAUACGCCCAUCGAAGAACGAAUGUUGCAAAUGCAGGUCCACAAGAUCCUCGAUAUCGAUGCGGUCCUUCAGGAUGACAUGACCAGGGUGCCCAAGAUCAACGUGGAGGAGAUUGCCAGCCUCUUGGGCAGACUCACAAUGAGAGACGGCGUCAUGCAUGUCGUCUCUGACUACGACGACGAGGAUGAGGAUGACGAAGACGACCUUCGGAGUGACGUAGAAGAGGAGGAGGGGGAUCUGGAAGACCUCGUUGUCCCCGACGACGUGAUAGAGUAUGAGGAUGACGAAGAGGACGACUAG